Messenger RNA from Scomber japonicus (chub mackerel), 3624 nucleotides. RefSeq names its product caldesmon-like. Gene Ontology annotation, biological process: regulation of transcription by RNA polymerase II. The transcript is spliced from 16 exons. Gene Ontology annotation, cellular component: nucleus. Gene Ontology annotation, molecular function: double-stranded DNA binding; transcription coregulator activity. The record is from RefSeq and is a predicted model, not a curated record. NCBI's taxonomy places the organism in Eukaryota, Metazoa, Chordata, Actinopteri, Scombriformes, Scombridae. The annotation marks the transcript as partial.
CGCAGCAGCACGAUGGCCGACUUCAAAGCAGGAGACCUGGUGUUCGCCAAGAUGAAGGGCUUCCCCCACUGGCCUGCUAGGGUCUGUGAGUCCGAUAAAGGCUACAGGAGGAGAGUUCCCGUCUACUUCUUUGGGACGCACCAGAUAGGAACCCUCCCGCCGGAGAACGUCGUUCCCUUCGCCAAGAACAAGAAGAAGUACGGCAGCGGCGUUCGUAUCCGAGGCUUCGAGGAGGGAAUGUGGGAGAUCCAGCACACGCCUCGGAUCGGCAUCUCGCUCAAAUUUCCAAACAGGACCGGCAUCCAGAGUCCGUCAAGAGGAGCGAGGCCGACUUCGACUCCUUCUAGAUCGACUUCGACUCCCAACAAACCGACUUCGACUCCUUCUAGACCGACUUCGACUCCCAACAAACCGACUUCGACACCCAGUAGAUCGACUUCGACUCCCAGUAGAUCGACUUCGACUCCCUCUAGGUCGACUUCGACUCCUUCUAGAUCGACUUCGACUCCUUCUAGAUCGACUUCGACUCCUUCUAGAUCGACUUCGACUCCCAGUAGAUCGACUUCGACUUCCAGUAAAACCACCACUACGAAGCCCGACAGCAAACCGGCUUCUGGCAGAAACACUCCGAGCAGACUCACAAGUAAUAAACAGGAAGCUGCUUCUUCUUCUUCUUCUUCUUCUGCUUCUAAAACUCCGACGAGAUCUUCAUCGAGGAUCACUGCGGAGAAACCGACAGAUUCCAAACAGACGCCUGAAAAGGUUUCCAGAGACGUAUCCACCACCGAGAGCGCCGUCGCCACGACAACCAGGAGCAGAGCAGCUCGAGAUCCUGAAACAUCUGCAGAGAGCAAAAACAAGUCGACAUCAGACACGACGGAAACAAGAACUCGCUCCAGAGCUGACAAACCGAAACCUGCGGACGUUAAACCCGUUUCCACGGCGACCGGCGACGUCACGUCCGAGAGGAGAACGCGAAGCUCCGGCGAGGCUCCGGAGACAAAAACUGAAGAUACGACGACGACGACGAGCCGAACAACGAGGAGCAGAGCAUCCGAGUCCAAGAAAGAAGAAGAGUCUACGGAGACCCAAGGACUGAAGAGAAAGAGAGGAGAGGAGAAAGCAGAGGGGAAGAAAGAGGAAGAGGAGAAAGUAGAGAGGAAGAAAACGAAGCAGGAAGACGGAAAGAAAGAAGAAGCGACGGAGGAGAACCAGAGGAUGAGGACGAGAGGAUCUGAGAAGGAGGAACGGAAAGAGGAGGAAGAGAUAGAGAGAAAGAAACAAGUCAACAACGACAGGACGAUGAGGAGAGAGAUAAGAGCGAGAGAAAGGGAGAAAGAGGAAGAGGAGGAUAGGGGAGCGAAGAGGAAGAGGGAGGACGACGAUGCUGUGGGGAAGAAAGAGGAGACGAAGAGGAAGAGGUCGUUGUCGGAGAGCGAAGGGACGAAGACGAGGAGACGACGUCUGGCUGCCAAGAGGGAGAGUUUGUUAAAAUCUCUGAGAGGUUUGCUGAAGGCCAAGAGAGGAGUGAGGAGGAGGGAGGCGACGAAGAGCGCUCAGAACGCCGCAGACGGAGCAAAGAUGGAGACGAGGAAGACGGGAAUUCAGAGGACGACGGUGAAAGACUUAAAGAUGAUGGGCAUGAAAACGGACGUGAAGGUGAUGAUCGGAAAGAGAGCGACGGUGGAGAGAAGAGAGGAGAAGACGGUCAGAGUGAAAGAAAACGAGGCGAAGAGGAGUGGAACAGCAGAAGAAGAAGAAGAAGAAAAAGAGAAGAAGACGAAAGACAAAGAGAGCGAGGUGAAGAAAGACGAGAGGAAAAUAAUCGGGAAGAUCGUGAAAGUGACGGCCGGACAAGGAGCGAAGGUUCAAACGAUAGACGAGAAGAAGAAGAAGGAAGAGGAGAGAGAGAAGAGAGGGAGCGCCGAAGAGGAGAAGGAGGUGGAGAGGAAGUCUGAAAGGACGAGAGCGGCGGCGGCAACGGAGAAAAAGGACAAAGAGGAAGAGAUGAAGAAAGCGACAGAAAGAGAGAAGAAGAACGAAAGAGACGAGGCGGAACGAAGGACGACGAGAGAACAGAGGAAGAGUUCGGCGGAGAGAGAGAAGAGAGGGAGCGCCGAAAAGAAGGAGGAGGAGGUGGAGAGGAAAUCUGAAAGAACGAGCGCAGCAGCGCCGAAGAGGACCGACGAGGAAGACAAGAAGCAAAAGAGGAGUGGUGAAGACGGGAUGAAGAACAAGAGCGAAGAGAGGAAGAACGAAAAAGGAGAGGGGGAACAAAGGAUGACGAGAGAACAGAGGAAGAGUUCGGCGGAGAGAGAGAAGAAAGGGAGCGCCGAAGAGGAGAAGGAGGAGAGAGAGAAGAGAGGGAGCGCCGAAGAGAAGAAGGAGGCGGAGAGUAAAUCCGAAAGAGCGAGAGCAGAGACAGAGACAGAGAAAAAGAGCAGGAAGAGUUCGGCGGAAAGAGAAAAGAGGGGGACCGCUGAAGAGAAAGAGGAGAUAGAGAAGAGAGGGAGCGCCGAAGAGAAGGAGGCGGAGAAGAAGAGUGACGACAAAGACGAGAAACAGAAGAAGAGCGAUGAAGACGGGACGAAGAAAGCAACUGAAAAAGAGAGGAAGAACGAAAAAGGAGAGGAGGAAAAGAUGAUGACGAGAGAACAAAGGAAGAGCUCGGCGGAGAGAGAGAAGAGAGGGAGCGCCGAAGAGGAGAAGGAGGUGGAGAGUAAUGCAGAAGAAGAAGAGAAGAGCGGAGCGAAGGAUGAGCCGACGGCGACGAAACCACAGAAGAAGAAUCCGACGAUGACGGACUCGAUGCUCCACAGAAUCCACGGAGACAUUCGGAUCUCACUGAAGACAGACAACCCGGACAUCGCGAAGUGUCUGAAGGCGUUGGAUCAGCUCAGUAUGGUUUAUGUGACGUCGAAACACGUCCAGAGACACAGCGAGCUCGUCGCCACUUUAAGAAAGAUGCGUUUCUACCGAGCGAACCAGGCGAUCAUGGACAAAGCCUCGAUGCUCUACAACCGCUUCAAGAACGCCUUCCUGGUGGGCGAAGGAGAGGAGGUGGUGAGCGCCGCCUUCCUGCGCUCGCUGCUGGAGGAGAAGGAGCGAGAGGAGGCGCAGCGGGUGGAGCGCUGCAGGGAGCGGCUGAGGAGGGAGGAGCUGCUGCAGGAGGUGAAGAGACGCAUGAGCCAAAGUAAAGAGAGAGAGAAAGGUAACAGACAGCAGCACCGACCGACAGCACCGGGCGGAGCAGCACGAGCAGCAGACUCACACACACGGCAGGAUAACGGAGCUGAAGCGCGGGGAGAUCCUGCAGAUGUGCAGCCGGUUAACGAGCAGCUGGACGCCGCUGUGACCGACAGAAAUGGGACGGAGCUUUUCUUCCUGAUAGGAGCUUCAGCAGCAGCGGUGGAACCAGGCUGGCCUGCGGACGCGAGGGGGGACAUCCCGGGCUCAGACAUGGCCCACGUAGGCAACGGAGCCACGGCCGAGGAGGAGGGGGUUCAGUACAUGAGCAUGAAGGGUAUCAAGACCCUUAAAUCGAAUGUGAUGUUAGGCAUCUUUGCAGAGUUAUUUGAAAGGUGGUUUCUAGCAGUACCUGAGUAUGUUUCUUUGGGUCCUUGA